AGUCCUCUGCAGUCAUUUCACUGAACAGCUAAAAUGUCUCUAACAGGUAAAUCCGCAGUGGUUACAGGAGCAGGGCUAGGAAUCGGAAAAGCAAUGGCGGAAAUUCUUCUGCUGAAUGGUGCAAAGGUGGCCAUCCUGGAUGUGAAUAAAACCGCAUUACAGAGUCUCAAGGAAUCCCUGAAAAAAGAACAUGGACCAGAGAAGACCUUGUUUUUGGAGUGUGACGUGGAGUCUGAGCAGCAGCUCACAGCUGCCUUCCAGAAAGCUGCUGACACUUUUGGAGGAGUUGACAUCUUGGUCAACAAUGCAGGUGUUUUGGACGAGGCUGCGUGGGAGAAAACUAUCUCCAUAAACAUUGUGGGGGUCAUCAGAGGAACAUACGUGGCUCUGGAGCACAUGAACAAGUUGAGUGGAGGUCGAGGAGGAGUCAUCAUCAACACAGCAUCCAUGGCAGGUCUCGUCCCUUUGCUCUUUUGUCCUGUCUAUACAGCGACCAAGCACGCCGUGAUUGGCUUCACUCGGUCCAUCGCGGCUGCUGCUGAGUUGUCAGGUUAUGGGAUACGAUUCAACGCCAUUUGUCCUGGGUUCGUUCAGACUGAUCUUUUCUCCAACAUCCCAGUCCGGAUUGGACAAUAUUCUCACCUGAGUGGACAAUACCACCAGAUGGUGGCUCUCCGUGGGGUCAUCAACCCGUCUGAGGUGGCCGAGGGUCUCCUCAAGCUGCUGACGGAUGAGACCAAGAAUGGAGAGGCGCUCCUGGUGAUCCCACACAAACAGGAAUACGUGGCUUUCCCAGAAUUCCUUCCUAUAACUGAAUGA
Messenger RNA from Salarias fasciatus (jewelled blenny), 819 nucleotides. RefSeq names its product 15-hydroxyprostaglandin dehydrogenase [NAD(+)]-like. The transcript is spliced from 7 exons. Lineage: Eukaryota; Metazoa; Chordata; Actinopteri; Blenniiformes; Blenniidae. The coding region runs from base 34 to 819 and encodes 261 amino acids. Gene Ontology annotation, molecular function: oxidoreductase activity, acting on the CH-OH group of donors, NAD or NADP as acceptor. Gene Ontology annotation, cellular component: cytoplasm. The record is from RefSeq and is a predicted model, not a curated record.